AUAUGUAACAAACAAAAGACUUCAAUACCUGCAGCACUCGCGCGAAACCGCCAACAAAUUCUACCUGCCGACUACAUCGUCGAAUUUUUACAAGCAUUGACGCCUUCUAACACGGAAGAAGAAAUGACACCCUCGCAAGGGGCAUUCCAGUGUUGUGGUGCCGAAGGACCGAAUGACUGGCAAAGUAGUGUAUAUAACAAUGCUGACCGUUCGUCUUUGGUUGAUAUCGCGAUUUCAAAAUUAAAUAUUGCAUAUAAAGUUCCUGAAAGUUGCUGCCAUGAAGGAAUUUCUGUUGAUGACUGCAAUACUGUUCGCAAUAUAGGAAUGUUAACGUCAAUUGCAAAACCGGUUGUAUACACAAGCGGAUGUAUGGAAAAACUUGUUGAUGGCAUAAAACAAAAUAUAAAGCUCGUAUAUAUUGUCGGCGCGGGAGUUAUUGGAGUUGAAAUUCUUGCUUUGAUAUUUGCUCUAUUACUCUGUUGUGCGAUACGAAGAAGCAGCAACUAUAAAAACUAAAAAAACAUGCAAAUUUUUAAGACAAUGUAACUAGAAAUACUCUUCAGAGAUAUAUACAUUCAGCUGCAGGCUUCCGGCAAAUUAUUCAGUUUUAUGCUAAAUAAGAGCAAGAUUUAUCGAGAACAAAGAACAGCUAUGUCGUUUUCUGCAAUUCAUACUGAAUUUCGUUGACUAACUGGAUGUGCUUACAAAUUAUGUAGAUAAACAUAUUGCACAAAUUUUAUCAGAUUUACCAAUAUUUUUAUGAUUGUUCAAAAGCUAGUUUUAAAAACACACCUUCAAAGCCAAAAACAAGAUUGUGCCAAUGUAUAAACUG
Molecule: messenger RNA, 832 nt
Organism: Culex quinquefasciatus (southern house mosquito)
Lineage: Eukaryota; Metazoa; Arthropoda; Insecta; Diptera; Culicidae
Product: tetraspanin-11-like
Exons: 4
Coding region: 124-516 (130 amino acids)
Cellular component (GO): membrane
Source: RefSeq, a predicted model, not a curated record